AUGGCGUCCACUCUCGUCGGUCUCAGUUCAGUUCCACGGGAUAUUUUGCUUGGAUGUUUCUGCUUGAAGAGCGAGUGUGUGGGCGAGCAGUCGGAGACAAAAGUGCCGGAAGAGGAACUGCGGCAGGGCGGCGAGGCCAAGUACCAUCACCUGAACGAGGACCUGCACGUCCUCAUCGAGGUGUUCGCGCCGCCGGCCGAGGCCUACGCCAGGAUGGGCCACGCUUUGGAGGAGAUCAAGAAGUUCCUCAUACCGGAUUACAACGAUGAGAUCAGGCAGGCGCAGCUGCAGGAGCUGACGUACCUGAACGGAGGCUCGGAGGACGCCAAGGUGCCGUCGGCGAGAGGAAAGUCGGCCCCCCGUGCAAGAGGGACCCCGGUCCCGGGACCCCCCAGGACCAGAGGAGGCGUGCCCCCCCUGCACGCCCCCGUGCCCAGAGGAGCGGCCCCCAGAGCCCCGCCCAGCCGCACGCCGUCUGCCAGGGGGAGGGGGGUGCAGAGGGCCAGAGGAGCCCCCCCCACCGCUGCCUACCGAACUCCUCCUCCCAUAGUCCAGGACACCUAUGAUGACUAUGACUACGAUGACGGUUAUGGAACAGCCUAUGACGACCAGGGCUACGAGUCCUACGACAACAACUACACUCAUCAAGGACAGAACUCGGACGACUAUUAUGAAUACGGACACAGCGCAGAGUCGUACGAGUCGUAUGGUGGAGAGGACUGGUCCAAGGGUCGUGGGAAGGCUGUGUCAGCGAGGACGAGCAAAGGAGCGUUCAGAGAGCAGCCGUACUCCCGCUACUGAUCACUGGCCAAGUAAUGCACUUUUCUACGCAGCUUUUUGGAUCUCCAAGCUGCUAAAUCGUCAUAGAAGGACUUGGAAUGUUGACAUGAAAGUGCAUCACCACAACAACAACUUGCUCUUUUACCAGAAUAAAGUUGGAAUUUGACACUAAAGUUGGAAUCCAAAAAGUUGCAUCGCUUUAACGACCACAAGAUUAUUUUUUCCUCCUUAACCGCGCUGAAAUAUUCAUUACAAUGACCAUUAAUUACAAUGACCAUUAAUUACAAUGACCAUUAAUUACAAUAACCAUUAAUUACAAUGACCAUUAAUUAUGAGCAUUUCUUUUCACAUAGCAUCUUUUCCUCUCACCACCUUUUUUCUCAUUCUCUUUGGGAGGAUUUUUAGCCUAAAAUUCCAACUUUUUCACCAAUUGAACUGCAACUUUAAACUAAAACUUAGACUUUUUUCUCCAAAAAUGUAAACAUUCUCUUAAAAUGAUGUCAAGAGUACUUGGUACAUUUUUUACUUAUUCUCGUUACAAAUUUCUGACAUAAUUUACACUAAAACAAGGACAAUUCUAUUAUUAAAUGUUGAUUAUUUCAAUAUCACUACUUAAUUUUUUUGAGUUUUUUAUUCUUCACUUUCAUAAAGUCACUUUAUUCUGCUAUCAUUAGGACGUGUUUGCCAAUUACCAACAUUUACUUGGGUCAAAGUCAAAAUGAUACAUUUUUCUCUUUAAGUAAAAUAUAUAUGUAUUUUUUUCACUUAAAAUUCUGACUAUUAUAUCUUUUUUUUUUCCUAAUGAAAUUUCAACUUAAUUGUCUUUUUAUCAUAAAAUUCCGACUUUUACAACUUUUUCCCCAUUGAACCUCAACUUUACUGUCAGCAUACAAUUGUGACUUUUUUCUCGUAAAUUGUAAAGAUUUUUCGAGUACAAAAGCUUCUCUUAAGAUGAUGUCAAUAGUACAUGAUACAUUUUUACUUAUUCUCAUUAUGUUACAUUUUUGCCAUUUCUGAAAUUAUUCACACUAAAACAAUUGUUGUACUGUUUUAUUAAAUGUUGAUUAUUUUAAUAUCAGUACUUAAUAAUUUUUUGACUUUUUUAUUCUUCCCUUUCAUAAAGUCACUUUAUUCUGCUAUCAUUAGGACUUUUUUGUCAAUUAACAACAUUUAUUUGGGUCAAAAUUAUCAAUUUUUCUUUUUAAGUUAAAAAUGUAUGUAUUUUUUUCACUUAAAAUUCCAACUAUAAUAUUAACCAUCUUUUUUUUCCUAAUGAAAUUUCAACUUAAUUCUCAUAGUGCGGAUUUUUACCGUAAAAUUUUCCGACUUUUUCCCCAUUGAACUGCAACUUGACUCUAAGAAUAUACUCGCACUAAAACUGUUGAGACUUUUUUCUCCAAAAAUUAAAAAAAUUUUCCUCUCUUAAAAUGAUGUCAAUAGUACUUGAUACAUUUUUACUUAUUCUUGUUAGAAAUUUCUGAAAUAAUUUACACUAAAACAAGGACAAUUCUUGUACGACUUUUUUUUAUUAGAUUUUGAUUAAUUUAAUAUCACUUCUUCAUUUUUUUCCCUCUUAUUUUUUACUUUCAUAAAGUCACUUUUUUCUGGUAUCAUUAGGACUUUUUUGUCAAUUACCAAAAUCAUAUACUUGGGUAAAAGUCAAAAUGAUACAUUUUUAAAUUAAGUUAAAAAUAUAUGUAUUUUUUUCACUUAAAGUUACGAAAUUACAACUUAAUUCUCAUAGUGUGGAAUUUUAUCGUAAAUUUUUUUCACCACAAAUUAAAAUAUUGAUGCAUUUUUACUCAUUCAUUUUCUCCCAAAUUACUGACUUUAUUUACACGAAAAAAAGGACAAUUUUUGUAAAACGUUUUUUUUAUAAAAUGUUAAUUUUUCUUUCACUACUUGAUUUAUUUAUUUACUUCUGGGAAAAUGUUUUCCCUCUCAUAAAGUCACUUUAUUCCGGUAUCAUUAGGACUUUACUUUGUACAUUUUCAAUAGUAUUUAUUUUUGUAAAAGUCAAAAUGAAAAAUGUUUCUCUUAUACUUAAAAUUUUUAAAAAGUUUUUUUUUCAUGGUAAAAUUCCGACAAUAAUAUUAUAACCUUUUUUUCCUAAUGAAAUGAUAACUUUAUUCUCGUAGUGUAAAUGUUCUGUUAAAAUCACACUAGCCAAACAUUUUACUCUGAGAUUAUAACUUACUCCAAAAAAAUAACUUGGAUAAUGUUUGGAAUAUGAUUUGACCUCUGAAAUCUGAAAUAUCGAUACCACAUCUUUAUGCUCUGAUAUCCAUUCUCAAAUCAAAAUAUGGAUACUUUUGAUACUUUAGUUCAGGGGUGUCCAUACUUUUUCCACCAAGGGCCACAUAGUAAAAAGUCAAAGUACGCAGGUCCCCCUUUAUUGAUAUUUUGUUUAUUUUUUUUAAAAUGCUAAAAACAGAUAUUGUCAGCUUUGUUUUUUAUUUUUCAGCUUUUUCUCAUCACAUUCCCAUUAUUUUGAUAUUUUUGCUACACUUCUACUGUUGUUUUUUUCCCCAUGUAAAAAAGAAUAAUAAUGUGUAACUGCAUAACUUAGUAGCCAAAAGUUCUGCCUGAACAAAAAUAUUCAUUACAUAUUUAACAGUGUUUAUUAUGGUUGUUUAAUUUGUCAAAUUCAUAAGUUAGUAUUUAAUUUUUUUAAUGAACUAAAUAAACAUUGUUUAUAUGUUAAGUAUAUUUUCAGAAAUAAAAACUUUUUUUUUAACUUUCAGUAGACACUUUAGGUAUAUUGGGACAAAGUAUUUGGUAUCAGAUUGGUAUCACCGAUACCAGCCUGAACUGUACUCGGUAUCCGAUCGAAAAAAAAACGAUUAUGGUAAAUUAAUAUCGCAUCAAACCAACCAACUUAUUUUACGCCUAAAAUUCCAACUUUAUCCUGAAAAUAUCAGGACUGUUUCUGGUAAAAAGAAUGCCAUUAUGGUACCUGAUAAAAUGAUAAUAAAACCCCAGGUAAAAUCAUCAUAAAUGAUAUGACUUCUUCUCCUGUUAGACUAUGUUGACGCCAUGGAAGAAUAUUUCCACGGCGAGUUAUCAAUACAAUGCCAGUACAGCUUCAUGUAUCCCCCCCCCCCCCCCCAAUAUCUCACUAAAGAUGUAAUAAUGGCUUAGUUCUAGGAUGUAGAUAUUUAUUUUAUUUAUUUGAAAGGAGUCACGGGUGUAAAAUGUGUCCCUUGUAAAGUAAGAAGUGUAUAAAUAUUGUAUUUCUGUCUCCUCCUUUCUUUUGUAUUGGUGUUAAAGGGCUUAUGGAAGCAUGGCGUGCAUUGUUGUUGUUGUUGUUGUUUUAUUCGCUAAUUAUUGUGCUGCUAAAACAUCUCCUUUAAUAUAUUUAUAAAUAGGAACUGAAAAUGAAAAAAAUGGGCGUUUUUGUGAUUUUUUUUUUUCUUUUUUUCACGGUUUAAUAAUUACUUUUUGACAUUUUCGCCUCGACUUUUUGUCAAAGCUAAUUGUGCUCAGAUGCUUGUGAAUACGCUGGACUUGUUCAGGUUUCUUUCAGCUUAUAUAAGCCCUUUAAUAUUCCCCUCUUGUCCAUGCUGAAUAAACAUUUUGAAGGAACAA
Entelurus aequoreus (snake pipefish) is the source of this 4368-nucleotide messenger RNA. Its product is annotated as KH domain-containing, RNA-binding, signal transduction-associated protein 3-like. Gene Ontology annotation, biological process: regulation of alternative mRNA splicing, via spliceosome. The coding region runs from base 1 to 801 and encodes 266 amino acids. The transcript has 8 exons. The record is from RefSeq and is a predicted model, not a curated record. NCBI's taxonomy places the organism in Eukaryota, Metazoa, Chordata, Actinopteri, Syngnathiformes, Syngnathidae. Gene Ontology annotation, cellular component: nucleus. Gene Ontology annotation, molecular function: mRNA binding.